AUGGGUCGAAGAAAGAUCGAAAUACAGCCUAUCACCCACGAACGAAACCGUUCUGUCACCUUUUUAAAACGCAAGAACGGGCUGUUCAAGAAGGCCUACGAGCUCGGCGUGCUCUGCUCCGUCGACGUCGCCGUCAUCAUCUUUGAGGAACGGCCAGGCCACCACCUCAAGCUCUACCAGUACUGCUCAUCGGACAUCAACAAUAUCGUCCAGCGGCAUCUCCACCACGAUGGCGAGAAAGACACUCGAGGGCCCAACGAUUUCUCGGGCAACGCCAACAGCAAGGCGGCGGAUAUGGGCGAUGGGGACGAUGAUGACGUGGACGAUGACGACGACAUGGCUCCUCGGACGCUCAAGCGCCCGCGAGACGAGAAGCUGAAGCCUCCUCUGGACAUGGUUACCAGUGGUGUACGUCCCAUCUCCUACCCUUCUCUCAUCACUCCUCAUCUAACAGACCCCCUACCCUUCUCUUCUCUCCGUUCCUUUCCACACCAGAUGGACCCCUACGGCCGCCACGGCCUCACCCUCCCCCAAGCACCCCCGCACAUGCACGGGCACUCCCACUCCCAUUCCCAUGGUCUCCCCCACUCGCAGUCCUCCCCUUUAGGCGGCGGCGGGCUGCCCAUCUCCGACUCGCGCCUCAGCUCCUCCAAGCGCCGGCUCGGGCACUCAAGCGGUCCAGGUGGGAGCCUGGCCCUCUCGCACUCGCGCUCGCCCUCCGACGACCCCUCCGGGCACGGGCACGGGCACGGCGGGUACGCCGGAUACCACUCCUCCUCGCACUCGUCGCACAACGCGCCUUCGUUUGGGAGUAGGGGCCCCGGGGGAGGAGGAGGGGGCCUCCCGCAGCGGAGCAGCUCGGGCGGCUCGGGGUCGUACGACGGGAUGUACGGCGGGGGAAGUAUGAUGGGGUCGUCGCGCUCCGGCGGUGUAGGGGGGGAUCUGUUUAGUGGCUUUGGGAUGGACGCGGGUGAGAGGCACCAUGAGCCGCCGCCGCCGCCACCGCAGAACUUUAGCUUGGACUGGCCGGUGCAUAAUACGGGUGCGGGAUCGGGAGCGUCGGCGUCGAGUUCGGGUGAGCUUUGGUUCUUUGCUUUAUCAAACCCCUCCUCUAACCCCUCCUCAUCCGCACCCGACCCUUCCUCCUCCGGCAACCCCUCCUCAACAGGCAACUGGCUCGACUUCCUCUCCGGCAACCCCAACAACCCUUCCUCCGCUGCUGCCGCCGCCGCCGCACGCGAAAGCAUGUCCUGGGAGCGCGGCGGUCCCACACCUUCCUCCUCCGUGCCCCCGCCGCCCUCCUCUACCUCCGGUACGAGCGGGUCGCCGAUGGGCUUGGGGCCUGGGCUAGGUGGUGGGGGUAAGAGGAGCCCGCCGGGUGUUGGGGGCUUGAUGGGCGUGGGUGUGGGGAUUGGGGGUGGGUUGAAUGGCGAUGGAGGGAUGAAGAAGGAUUCGUUAGGGCCUGGGUGA
Molecule: messenger RNA, 1470 nt
Organism: Cyclocybe aegerita
Lineage: Eukaryota; Fungi; Basidiomycota; Agaricomycetes; Agaricales; Hemipholiotaceae
Source: the annotation of a GenBank genome assembly